UAUAUAUAGAGAAGCAUGGAAUAAUCAAUCAAAGAUUCAACUAUUGCUAUGAAUAAGGCUAGAGUUAUUGGCAAUUAUAUUUGCAACAAUAAAAAUUAACUAGGAGUAGGGUUGAUGUGCACCGUACUUAAAUUCCUUAAUCUAGGUCUACGAAGCAAAACAUCUCGAAACUAAUAAUUAUGUUGCAUUAAAAUAGAUAUCAAAGAAGGCAAUUAAAGAAAAAAAGUUGACUGCAGAAAGAUUAAAAGAAUCCUAUGAUUUAGAGAUUAAAAUAUUAUAGAAGUGUAAGAAAAGCAAUAAUAAGAAUGUCAUAUCUCUCUUGGAUCACUUUGAAACCUCAGAGCACUACAAUAUAGUUUUAGAACUAUGUGAUUGUAAAUAGAAUAACUUAUUUUAUAAGAAAAUCUUAAAGAGUAUAUAGAAUAAAAGGAGAACAAAAGGUUAACAGAAGAAGAAGCUGUUGAUAUACUAAUAUAAAUAGUUGAAGGAUAGAAAUGGUAUUUAUUUAAAUUAAUUUUAUAGUCUCCAUGAAAUAAACUAUUGUCAUAGAGACAUAAAGCCAGAAAAUAUAUUAGUUAAAGGGGGAGUGAUCAAAAUAACAGAUGUUAAUUUGGCAAAAUAUAUAGAAAACAUGUUAACUAAAACAUGUUCAUUUGUAGGCACUUAAUUUUAUAUAGCACCAGAAGUUGAUAAAAAAUAAUACUAUUCACCUUACAAAGCGGAUAUUUAUUCAUUAGGCGUUGUCUUCUAUGAGAUGUUAUAUGGCUUAUUAUCGAAAUAAGAAAAGAAUGUUAAUUUUAAAGAGAAAAUUGAAAGGAGCACUCUAUAAAUUAGUGAUAUCUUAAAACAAUUAAUUCUUAAAAUGAUUCAAGAAGACCCUAAUGAUAGGGCAGAUUGGUCAUGGGUCUCUUCCUGUAUCUACUAAUACUUAAUCAAUAAAUCAACUAAUUCUCAUUCAAUUUAAGUGAUUUCGUCAUUCUAUUUUAAUGCUUGGCAAGAAAAGUAUCAAUUUUUGAAGCAAAUAAUAGAAGACUUGUGUUUAUUGCAAAUUAAGAAUGAAAAUAUAUUCUUGUAUCAAAGUGGACUUUUGAUUAUCAAACUCAUAAUUUAGCUUGUAGAAGAAAAAGUAGUAGAAUUAUAAAAUGCAACUAAAAUAAGUGAUGCUGAAUUUUAUAAAAGUGAAUUGAAAUUGCUGUCAAUAUAUAGAUAUGAGUAUUUGCGAGUAGUUUAGUACAACUUUUUUUUAUUUUGAAUAGGAAUUGGUACUAAUAAUAAAUGGAUGAAAAGAAGAAGUUACUUUGUAAUUCUGAACAUUUGAAAGAUGAAUUUAAAUACAUAGAGAGAUCUAAAUAGUUUGAUAGACAUUUUUAGCGUUAUUUAGUUGAGUUUUGCAAUUAGUUGAAUGACUUAGAAUACAAAGAAGAUAGAUUGAAGCUCUAAAAGAAAUUAUUACAACUAAAAUUAAUUGUUGCUUGUGAUCAAAAAAAUGAUUUUGUAAGAGACAUAUUCUAAUUUUAGGAAUUAGUACAGACACUUUUAAGUAGUAGGUUGUAAUCAUAAGGAAAUUAUAUUUUAAGUUUCGUCUAACAUUUAUAGGAUCUGAGGAUAGUUGAAGAGUAUAUGAGAGAAUUAUAACCUGUAAUAGAUUAAAUCCUUAAUGAGGGAUGA
This is a messenger RNA of Paramecium octaurelia, 1668 nucleotides long. Lineage: Eukaryota; Ciliophora; Oligohymenophorea; Peniculida; Parameciidae. The record is from the annotation of a GenBank genome assembly.